AAUAUAAUAUAAUGAGACAAAUAUGAAAUAAGUUAAGUUUCAAUUUCAUACUUUCGUUUGAAUUGUUAAUAGUUAUUACUUUUAAUACUUUUUAGUUUAUUUUAAUAUUUAUUCCUUAGACUAAAAACKAAUGAAAAUGUUUUCGUCUUUGAAACAUCUUAGUAGACCCACCUCAGAUUUGACCAGUCGAUUUAUGUCUUCUCAAGUAAAAACCGCCGUCGUCAUGUUAAACAUGGGUGGGCCGCAACACGUAGAUCAAGUGCAUGGCUAUUUGCAUCGGAUAAUGACAGAUCGAGACAUGAUGCAGUUACCUUUCCAAAACACUUUAGGACCAUAUAUUGCCAAGAGGAGAACUUCAGAAGUACAGAAGAAAUAUGCUGAAAUUGGCGGAGGAUCACCAAUUUUAAAGUGGACCAAUAUUCAAGGGAAAUUAAUGUGUGAAAAAUUAGACAAAAUAUCACCUAGUACCGCUCCACAUAAACAUUAUGUUGCAUUUAGAUAUGUUGAGCCAUUAACUGAAAGUACUUUUGAACAAGUACAGAAAGAUGGGGCUGAUAGAGUUGUAUUGUUUUCACAAUAUCCUCAAUACAGUUGUGCUACUAGUGGUUCAAGUUUUAAUGCCAUUUAUUCAUACUUCCAAAAUAAAACGUUUCCAGAAAAUUUAAAGUUGAGCAUAAUCGAUCGAUGGGCCACACAUCCAUUGUUAAUCAAAGCAAUUGGUUCAAGAAUUUCAGAUGAAAUUAAGAAAUUUCCUGAAAGUGAUAGAGAUGAUAUUGUCAUCUUAUUUUCAGCUCAUUCCUUACCUUUGAAGGCUGUUAACCGAGGAGAUGCUUAUCCUUCAGAGGUAAGCUCAACAGUGCAUGCAGUGAUGGAAGAACUAGGUUAUGCUUAUCCUUAUGCAUUAGUUUGGCAGUCUAAAGUUGGUCCAUUACCUUGGUUGGGACCAUUCACUGAUGAUGCAUUAAAAGGUUAUGUGAAGCAAGGUAAAAAGAAUUUUAUAUUAGUGCCCAUUGCAUUUGUUAAUGAACAUAUUGAGACAUUACAUGAACUUGAUAUUGAAUACUGCAAAGAACUCGGAGAGGAACUAGGAGUCAAAAAUAUCCGUAGAGCUGCUGCUCCUAAUGACCAUUCUUUGUUUAUUGAUGCUAUUGCUGAUAUUGUGUCGCAACAUCUUCAAGAAAACAAACCUGUUAGUCCAAAAUUUCUUUUAAGAUGCGCACAUUGUAUUAGUUCUCGUUGUUACGAAUCCAAACAGUGGUUUUCAAGUGUCUGCAAGUCGAAAUAAUUCAGUCAAUGUAUGAAUGGUGCAACUAUUGACUGACAUCAAUGUAUUUCAAAUGAUCUAGUAUUAAUGGGAGAUGGAAAUUUUAUAGUUCAAUAAAAGUAAUUUACACAUG
Molecule: messenger RNA, 1397 nt
Organism: Diuraphis noxia (Russian wheat aphid)
Lineage: Eukaryota; Metazoa; Arthropoda; Insecta; Hemiptera; Aphididae
Gene: FeCH
Product: ferrochelatase, mitochondrial
Biological process (GO): heme biosynthetic process
Cellular component (GO): mitochondrion
Molecular function (GO): protoporphyrin ferrochelatase activity
Source: RefSeq, a predicted model, not a curated record